Phycodurus eques (leafy seadragon) is the source of this 3797-nucleotide messenger RNA. It is a transcript of the gene thg1l, whose product is annotated as tRNA-histidine guanylyltransferase 1-like. The coding region runs from base 689 to 1597 and encodes 302 amino acids. Gene Ontology annotation, biological process: tRNA modification. The record is from RefSeq and is a predicted model, not a curated record. Lineage: Eukaryota; Metazoa; Chordata; Actinopteri; Syngnathiformes; Syngnathidae. Gene Ontology annotation, molecular function: magnesium ion binding; tRNA guanylyltransferase activity. The transcript is spliced from 6 exons.
CGUAAUAUAUUUAGCCGAAAAUCAAUAUGUCUUGUCACUCAUGCUAAAUUCCAGUUAUAAUUCAGUGUAUUAUGAUUUUAUACAACUACACACGGUGAGAACAUUGGCUUGUAUGUGUUUGUUAAUAUAAGGUGUUAGUAAUCCGGAACGGUGAUCAUAAUGUCUGUUUUGUCAGUGCGACGGUACACAGUGACGGAGCAAAUAUUUAGGAGGACCAGUUAGUUAGACUAUCAAGUAAAUACAGCGACAGAAGGCAGGUUUUAAUGCGGUUAUUUUGCUUAUAGUUGGCCUAAAAGAUAUCCGUCGUCUCAAGUGCGGUAAACUUGCUUGCUUAGAAAAAAAAAAGACUGUCGUAAUGCUGAUUAUUAUUAAGAGCAUUGUAAUUCUUGUCUCUUGUUGUAUUGUCGCUUAGUUAGAAUACAGGCAAAUACACAGACUCUGACUGAUCUCAUUCAGGGCGUUUGGAAGACCUGUAUGCUAUUUUAAUUGAUUCGACUAUGUUUUGUUACAUUGAUCUGGAAAAAUUCUGUAUACAGUAUAUGCUACAGUUUGACACUGAAUGUAAACAUACUGGAUGUUGUUAAGCCCCCCCAUUGCCCACUCGUAAAAUCUCCCUUACUUAAUUAAGGCCUUAUUGGAUUAAAAUGAGAACAUAUUACACCAAUUGUUAAUAAAUUUGUUUUGUUGCAUGAACAGAUUGAUGCAGAUUUUAAAUUUCUGCAGACUUCGCAAAGGUGUCAAGUCUUGUGCUGUCAGAUCCCUGGCCUGUUUAUUUACUUCCACUAGUGCCAUGGCUAAAAGCAAGUUUGAAUAUGUGCGUAACUUUGAAGUAGAUGACACAUGUCUGAGAAACUGCUACAUUGUCGUGAGGCUGGAUGGGCGCAACUUCCACAGGUUUGCAGAGCAACACAAGUUCACCAAGCCCAAUGACAACAGGGCCCUGGGUCUGAUGACCCGCAGCGCCCGCUCAGUCAUGGAGGAGCUAGAGGAUAUUAUCAUUGCCUAUGGACAAAGUGAUGAGUUCAGUUUUGUUUUUAAGAGGACCUCCACUUGGUUCAAGAGGAGAGGCAGCAAGCUGAUGACCCUCGUGGCCUCGCAAUUCUCGUCGUCUUAUGUCUUUCACUGGAAAUACUUUUUUGGAGAGCAGCCUCUCCUCUACCCGCCAGGAUUUGAUGGACGUGUGGUACUAUAUCCUAGCAAUCGCAACCUGAAAGACUAUCUGAGCUGGAGGCAAGCAGACUGUCACAUAAAUAAUUUGUACAACACAGUGUUUUGGACCCUUGUACAAAAAGGUGGACUAACCACUGUUCAAGCAGAGGAUCGCUUAAAGGGAACAUUAGCUGCUGACAAAAAUGAAAUCCUGUUCUCAGAGUUUGACAUCAACUACAACAAGGAACCGGCUGUCAAUAGGAAAGGCACCACUCUCAUCUGGGAAAAGCAUGAUGAAACUGUCAUCACAGAAGUAAUGAAUGACAAGAGGAAGGAAGUGUGUGGCACUCCUCGGAGCAGGAGGCGUGUGCAGGCCUACCAUUCUGAUAUAAUAGGUGAAGACUUUUGGGAUCAGCAUUCCAAUAUUCUGGAAGAUGAUGGCUGCUAGUGCUGUGGAAAAUAAACACACAUCAUGUUGGUUGUGAGACUAGGGAAUCAAUUGGUUUACUCAACACACAGUUUAUAUAGCUUAACAAGUGACAUCUUAGCUCAUGUACAUUGGUGGUCAUUACCCUAGACCGGCAGCAAUCACCUUUGAGGCAGACAGCAAUCACCCUUGAGCCAAACAUGUUUCGUACUGCACAGUGGUUUAUCGUGAUCUCGUCUAACCGUGUCAAAGUUAAGAAUGUGUUAUUUCUCCAAUGUAAUUCCACCCUUUUGGGGGUCACUCAACCCCUAAAUCAAACAAAAAUGUCGCAAAACGAGAAGACUGGAUGGACUUAAUCUCCGCUACAACGGCGUCCUUCCUCAAAUGCGGUCCCCGGGAUGCCGUCAUCUCAUUGCAUACGCCUCGGCCACAAAUGGCUCACCUCCUGUAAUCUCUGCCCAAAAAGAGAUGCUCUGUCUCCCAUGGUUUUUAACAACUACCAACCCCUUUACAACCUUCCCCAAUAAUGGAAUGAUAAUCAAUCAUUAAACCCAUGACUUAAUCAAUUGCACUCUUCAUGCAUGUGUAGCUAAGUUUACUAAUCAUAUUUAGCAUUAGUACAAUCAAGUGAACAAACAAUCACUUCUAGAAUUCCCUCCUUGGACAGGAUUUAUCCUGGCUACAUCAAAACAUUGGAGCGAGCUCAUGUUCCCAGAAAGGAGAAGAAAAAUCCCUCUGAUGCUGUUAAAUGAGGUAUGGUCAUAGUUGACCUUGGGAUAGUGUACCUUGUGGACAUGAUAGAAAAUACAACCUCCCCCCACGAGCCAGCCACUGUACUGCUCACACUAGACCACCAAUGGGAUUUCUCAACUUACAAUUCUGAGUCAUCCACAGAGCCUUAUACUCAUCUGGAACCCCCUAGGUAUUACACUGGCAUCCAUCUACUCAAUUGCUAUCUAAAGAAUCAGCUGGUGCCUCACUUUUUGACAGUGCAGAAAUGUUACUUUUUAGGCAACCUGUGUCCAGUCUGCCAUAGCUGCAAUGAGUUGGACCAGUCUGACCUAUGUUGAUGGGUUUUAAUGUCCCCAUCCAUGUUCUCCCCGUGCCUGCGUGGGUUUUCUCCGGGCACUCUGGUUUCCUCCCACAUCCCAAAAACAUGCAUGAAUUGGAGACUCUAAAUUGCCCGUAGGUGUGAAUGUGAGUGCGAAUGGUUGUUUGUUUGUAUGUGCCCUGCGAUUGGCUGGCAACCAGUUCAGGGUGUACCCCGCCUCCUGCCCGAUGACAGCUGGGAUAGGCUCCAGCACCCCCGUGACCCUACUGAGGAGAAGCGGCUCAGAAAAUGGAUGGAUGGAUGAAUCUACCGUGACCACAAGUUCCUGUUGUGUGCGUGCAUAUACAAAACCUGUGCAGUAAAAGCAGUUGGGCUGAGCAAUGUGGUUAACUCAAGCUGUUAGUGAUGUGUCGGUCGCGAACGAAACUGCUCUAAGAUCCGGAUCUCUGAAGUGAACGAUGACUCUCGGCUCGUGAUUGGUAGCCGCUUUCAUCGUUCGCUGAAGAGAGAGCCCGCACGUGAUUGGUCAAUAUGUGUGGCGUCGUCUCGCUUUCUGACUGCGCCGAGCAGAGAUGGGGAGAAGUGAGAGCACACUCAGCAGCACACAGGAGAAGGAAUAAGACGAGAGAGAAACAAAGCAAGGGGUCAUGAGAGAAAACACGAACGUGCUGAUAAGGUUACGAAAAUGAGUGAUAGCAACUUUGUUGACAAUACAAAGGCAGCCCAAAGUCUGCAGGGGGGGGGGGAAUCUUCUCAUCGGGCUGGCUGCACAACCCGCUUAGUCACCCAUCCGUGCAAUGAGAAUAAUAAAAGACAAGCAUUUGAACCUGGUAUUAAUGAAAUUUCCAGUGUGUCUAAUGCAACUGUUGCACAUUGUAGUAAUGUCAGUCCCUUCUGAGAGAACCUUCUCCCAAACAGAAGAAAAAAAUUUAUGACAGAAGAAACCAGAUCAGCUCCUCAAAGCGGAGCAAUUUAACUAUAGAUAAGUUAUCUGAAUGUUAUUGUUUUUUCCCUCCACAUUUAAUUUACUGUAUAUUUUGUUGUGUGUUUUGCAGUGAUUCUGUGUUGUUUCACUUUAAAUUUGUUUUACAGAAAACAAUAUGUAUUAGUUACACUCGAAAUAAUUAUGUUUUUAUUUUUUGUAUUGUAGCACCAAGUAGCGUGAAUGAA